GGGACUGCAAGCUGAACAAGACAGAGACAAUAGCCGGUGACCUGAACACACCUGAACUUUUCUGAACGCGUCUUUUUUUUUCUCUCUCAUCAGAAAUAACAGGCAUCGUGAACAGGGAUAACAAUAAUAAUCAACUUCUCCCAACCAUCUUUGUCAUCAUGGAGCAGUGAAAGUGUGCUGUAGAUAUGGCCCCAGGGGGGAAUGUAAGCGUGUGACUGCGGAGAAUUGACGCCCUGCCUGCAUCCAGAUGUUUCAUGUUUCCCUUGCGCGCUCUUUGGAAAGGAAUCUUAAAAAGUUCAUGUCACCGGAUCGGGUUAACAAGACGAUGAACACCAUGCUUUCUGUGUAACCUUUUUGGUUUUUCAAACCAGGCUGUGUUUCUGUUUUCUUUUUUCUUUUUUUUCGUCUGGAGAAUGGAGAGCGGCAAAGUGAGGACGCUCAUGCUGCUGGAGGUAUAUUUGCUCUGGCUCUUUGCGCUGUCUGUGCAGGGCCACUCCAGUCCAAAUCACGACAAUGUGAUUGACCUUCUGGCGGCUCUGAACAUGUCCCAGCACAGAAGCGGUGUGUCCAGACUGCAGAGUCCCAGCAGCCUGACAUACAGAAUACGUCCAAGAGCACCGUACCUGACUCUUCCUCGUGAAUAUUCCCACUUCUUGUACUCCAACCUUCAAGGGGGCACGGGGGUGCAUUUGGUGGGGCACCAGGCAUUAGGCUCCAGUGCCACACUUUUUUCUCUCUCCUCUGCAUCCUCACCCAUUCUCCAAAUCAUCUCCUCCACCCUCGAUAACACUUUGCGUCUGGACUACCAGGCUGCAGGAGGAGCUCAGGGCCUUGCCAGCUUUUACUUCCCCAGGAGAAACCCCUUCUCCAGGGACGAUUGGGUACAGUUGGCUGUGAGCCUGGAGACUGAUAGACUGGCAUUUUUUGUAGACUGUCAAGAAGCUGUGGUUCUACCCGUAAAAGGCGAAGAGAGAAUCAACCUGGAACUGCCUCAGGAUGUUGUUGUCACUCUUGCAAGCACACCAGGAAAGAAGGACAGCAAAUUUAGUGGAUAUCUGAAGACCGCUGAGAUUUCAAUGAAAGCAUAUCUUAGCCGACCGUGGCGCUGUGACAAUGUUACAGAUGCUCUGCCUCCGUCUCAGCACACAGAUGCCCAUAGCUCAGAUUCUCGGACUGUCAGCAGCCGAACGUUCCAGCGGGAUGCAUCCCCCAGUAAACCUCAAACAAGCCAGAGGCCAACAGACCUAACCAACCAUUAUCACCAGGACGUCCAGAGCGACCAGCUGCAGAGAGGUGUGUUGCUGGGGCCCCCAGGAUCUCCUCAAGGAGUAAAGUCUGUUUCUCAGGCACAGAAAGACAACAGGCUGAAGAAGCUGGAGAAGAGGCUGGAGGAGCUGGCUCAUAUGCUGGACAUGGUCAAAACUCAGAAUGCAGACCUACAGUCACGUGUGCAGUACCUGGAGGGAUGUGAGUGCGUGAGGCAGCGAUGUGUGUGGGAGGGGCGUGAGGUGGAGGAUGGCCAGCACUGGCAGACUGACCUCAACACUGUGUGUACGUGCACGUCUGGAAAGGUCACAUGCCAAGCUAACAUCAAAGGAUACGCGGACACACACCCAGAGGUUCAAAAAUGUGUACACACUCAAACGUCUGUCUCAUCUUCAGGAUGUGAGCUGGAUGGUACAGUUCAUAAUGUGUCCUACAGCAACCUAGAUGGCUGUCAGACAUGUACGUGUAAGGGGGGUAACAGGGAAUGCUACCCCCUACCCUGCCCUGCACUGGACUGCACACAGAGGGAGACUGUGCCUGGAGAAUGCUGCCAGCAAUGCAGAGGCUGUAUCCAUUCUGGUGUCCGGUAUGAUCACAGAGCCAAGUGGAGGCCAGCAGAGAACCCCUGUGACGUCUGCUCCUGUUUGGAGGGUCAUGUUCGCUGUGAGAGGGAGCGGUGUAACACCCCAUGUAUAAACCCAGCUGCUCCUCUACCCAACACCUGCUGUCCAGUUUGUCAAGGCUGUGGUGUGAACGGUCAUGACGUCCCUAACGGCGCUGUGGUUCCUACUGGAGACCAUUGUCAAGAGUGUACAUGUGUGAAUGGAAAUGUGACUUGUUCACCCCUUCCCUGCCGUGCCAUGUCUUGUCAAAACCCUGUCCGUCGUGCUGGAGACUGUUGCCCACGGUGUGAGCAGUGUGAAUAUGAAUCCAAAGUGUAUGUGGAUGGACAGAAGUUCCCCUCCAGGAGAGACCCCUGCCUGCACUGCCGCUGCUCUGCAGGUGAAGUGUCUUGUGAGCGUAUGGAGGCGUCAUGUCCCACACCACGCUGCAGUCAUCCAGCUAAGCGCAAAGGAGAGUGCUGUCCCACAUGCGAAGAAUGUGAGUAUGACCGGAGGGUGUAUGCUGAUGGAAAAGCAUUCACCCCUGCUGGAAGUGGACCCUGCCUGCACUGCAGGUGUAAGGGUGGGAAUGUGAUUUGCCGUGAAGAGAAGUGCCCUCCUGUCCAAUGCUCGAACCCUGUUAUAGACCCACAUCUCUGCUGUCCAGUCUGCAAAGCAUGUGUGCAGCACGGGGUGGAAUAUGAGGAAGGCUCAAACUGGCACCCUGAGGGUCCCUGCUCCAGCUGCACCUGUAUGAAUGGAGAGACCUUGUGCACACACACACGCUGCCCCUCCACCGACUGCCUGCAUCCCACCAAGAUCGCUGGCUCCUGUUGUGCAGUGUGUGAAAGCUGCACCUAUAACCAUCGCGUCUAUAGCAACGGCCAGAGGUUUACGACCCCUGAUCAGCCCUGUCACAUCUGCACCUGCCAGCAUGGCAGUGUAGAGUGCGAGAGAAGACCAUGUCCUCCACUCAACUGUUCCAACUCACACACACCACCUGGAGAGUGCUGUCCUAAAUGUCCAGACUGCUCCUUCGAAAACCGUGUAUUUGUGGAUGGAGAGGCUUUUCCUAACCCCGUGAGUGUGUGUGAGGAGUGCAAGUGUGUGAGCGGGACGAUUGACUGCCACCAAGCACAAUGCCCUCAUCCUCACUGUAACGCCCCUCUGCCGGGAACAUGCUGUCAGAACAACUGCAAUGGCUGCAGCUAUGCUGGGAAAGAAUAUCCGAAUGGACAGGAGUUCCCUCAUCCUACUGACAGAUGCAGGACAUGCAGCUGCAUAAAUGGCAAUGUCCAGUGUCUGAUGAAGAGGUGUCCACCGCUGCCGUGCUCCAACCCAAAUGUGCAGCCUGGAGACUGCUGCCCCCAGUGUCCUGCUCCUCCAUCGGACUGUGUGUAUGAACAACGACGCUACAGACACACUGAGCGUUUCUACCACCCGUCUGACAGCUGUCGAUCAUGUGCCUGCACGGAUGGGACAGUUCACUGUCAGCGCAAACCCUGCCCCUUCGCUGCAUGCUCUCACCCCAUCACACAGGAGUGCUGCCGGACCUGCGAAGGCUGCCUUUACAAGGGGGAAGAGCGAGCAAACGGGGAGACGUGGGAUGACGCGUCAGACCCGUGUGCGGUGUGUGUUUGCCUUGAGGGCUCCGUCCAGUGCGAGAGGAAGCGCUGCCCACCCUCCAACUGCAAGCACCCAGUCCAGAGGCAGUGCUGCAUGUCGUGUGAUGGCUGCAUGUUUCAUGGUAAAGAAUAUCUUGAUGGCACCGAGUUUGGUGAUGACAAAGACCCCUGUGGCGUGUGUUACUGUUACGGAGGGGAGGUUGUCUGCACAAAGAUACCCUGCUAUGGAGAUUGCAGCCACCCGUACAAACCACCCGGACAAUGCUGUGGAGAAUGUGACCGCUGUUUCCAUAACAGUGCAGUCCUCCUGAAUGGACAGUCGAUCCCUGACCCAGGAAACCUCUGCUCUGAAUGUACCUGCCAGAGCGGUUCAGUGCGAUGCAUGAAGAAGUCGUGUCCAGCAGCCCGCUGUCCUCACCCAGUCACUGACCCGUGUGGCUGCCCUGUCUGUGAUGGUUGUCAGUUCCAAGAUGUGACUUAUGUUGAUGGACAGAUCCUUUCAGGAGGAGAGGGAGGAUGCCAGGACUGCACAUGCUCAAGAGGUGAAGUGGUGUGUGAGCAGCGGAGAUGCCCUGCCGUGUUGUGCCCACACCCGGCUCUGGAUGGCUGUGCGUGUGGAGUGUGUGAUGGAUGCAACUUCAACGGACGAGACUGUUUCAACGGAGAACGAUUCCCCCACCCUACAGACCGCUGCCAGCUCUGCUCCUGUCUGAAUGGUGGUGUGGCAUGCACCCAUGUGUCUUGUCCAAGAGUUUCCUGUGUGCGGCCAGCGACCCCUCGUGGGGAGUGCUGCCCUGUCUGCACAGGGAUUUGUGUUCAUCAGGGGACAGAGUAUGAGUCCGGCUCCUCCUUCACUCCGCCCUCUGAUCCCUGCUCGUCAUGCUCAUGUCUGAAUGAGGUGGUGAACUGUCAGAAGAGACCUUGUCCAGUCCAGUGCUCCCAUCCAGUCCCUUCAGAUACCUGCUGCCCCGUCUGCGACUCGUGUCUCUAUGAGGGUGUUGUCCACUCUCACAGUCACACCUUCACAUCCUCCUCCAACCCCUGCCAGCGCUGCACUUGUGUCAGAGGCACCGUCACCUGUGUGCCACUGGUCUGCCCUCCAACACCCUGCGUCCGACCAGUUACCAAGCCAGGACAGUGCUGCCCUGAGUGCACAGUGUGUAUGCUUGAUGGACAGGAGUUCAGUGACGGGCAGACAUGGACCCUGAGCUCAAACCACUGCUCCACCUGCACUUGUCAGGUGGGCGAGGUGCAGUGUGCGUCUCCCAAGUGUCCCAAGCUGCCUUGUAUGCAUCAGGUGACCGAUCCAGGAGCCUGCUGUCCUCGCUGUAGAGGCUGUGUGUACGGAGGAGAGGAGCAUACCGAAGGCAGCAGCUGGUUCGCAGACUCCACUCCCUGCAUGACCUGCAUGUGUGUGGACGGGGUGACCACCUGCUCUGAAGUACGCUGCCUGUCUCCCUGCGUCAACUUCAUCAGCGUGCCCGGAGAGUGCUGCCCUGUGUGUGCUGACUGUGUAUUUGAGGGCAGGGUGCACGGUCCCGGCGACAGUUUCCAUCCAGCCGAUGACCCCUGUCAGAUCUGCACUUGUGAGGUGAUGCCGGACGGAGAGCAACACCUGAGGUGUUACCGAAAGCAGUGUCCCAGCCUUGUGGACUGUCCGAAGAGCAACAUCUUCUUCUCUGGACCAGACUCCUGCUGUCCUGUCUGUGCACAGCCUCUCAGUAACUGCACCGCCGCACUGAUUGGCAAUGAGGUCCUGGCCACAGAUGACCCAUGUUUCACCUGCCAGUGCAAGGACCUGACGUGGACCUGCUUGCACCAGAUCUGCCACCCACUUACUUGCCCUCUCAAUGAACAGUUCACACCUCCGGACUCAUGCUGCCCUGUGUGUAAAGAAUGUGUAAUCGAGGGCCAGAACAGACGUGUGGCCAACGGCAGCAGCUGGACAGACAGCGAUGACGACUGUAUCACAUGCACCUGCAAUUUGGGCUAUAUUGAGUGCAGCAUUGAAGAAUGUUUACCAGCGGUUUGUCUGGAUGGACAGAAACAAGUGAAGAUUCCUGGGAAAUGCUGCUAUGAAUGCCAAGACUCAGGGGUGUCGUGUCUGUACCAGGGAACAGUAUAUCACUGUAACGAACAGUGGGAGGUGGAUGAGUGCACCAGCUGUUCGUGUGUGUCUGGAGACGUACACUGCCACAGUGAACGCUGCCCUCCCCUCACCUGUGCAACAGACGAGAUGCCAGCUAUUGUCCCAGGCUUGUGUUGUCCGCACUGCCUUCCUCGCCCAGCCACCUGCAUUGCCUUCGGAGACCCUCAUUAUCGCACCUUCGAUGGCCGCAUGCUGCACUUCCAGGGAGCGUGCACGUAUGUCCUGGCACAGGACUGUGAGGGUGGAGACUUCAGUAUUCAUGCCACAAAUGAUGAUCGCGGGCGUAAAGGGGUGUCCUGGACGAAAGAGGUGACUGUGUUUAUCGGCGACGUCACAGUGCAGCUGCUCCAGGACUGGGUCGUGAAGGUGAACGGUGAGGUUGCGACUUUGCCAUUCCUCAGAGAACCGUACAUCUAUGUAGAACGACAAUCCAACACCAUCUUACUCAACACUAACAUCGGGCUGAAGGUACUGUGGAGUGGUCGUUCACACCUGGAAGUGAGCGUGCCAGGCUCCUAUAAGGGCCACACCUGUGGUCUUUGUGGAAACUUUAACAACUACUACCAGGAUGACCUCCGAAUGCCCAGCGGACGAAUCAGCCUAUCAGAGACUGACUUUGGCAACAGCUGGAGGGUCACAAAUGGGAGCCACUCCCUCUCAUCCUGUCGUCCUGGAGAGGAUGUUGACCCGUGUAAGGACGCAGGCUACCAGGCCAAGAAGGGGGCUAACGCUCGUUGUAAGGUCCUGAAGUCUGCUGCCUUUAAGCCCUGCCAUCGCGUGGUGCCUCCUGAACCGUGGUACGGGGCCUGUGUGUACGACCUCUGUGCCUGCGGGGCCAAUACUGAUGAGUGUCUGUGUGACACGCUGGAGGCCUACGCCAGCCAGUGCCGAGAGGCUGGAGUCAUCCUGCAGUGGAGGAGCCCAUCACUGUGUGCUGUGGGCUGUCCACUGGAGAGGGGUUUUGUGUUCGACGAGUGUGGACCCCCGUGUCCCGUGACCUGCUUUAACGCGGACGUUCCACUGGGGGUGAUAGAGAGCCACUGCUUCAAGCCCUGCGUACCAGGCUGCCAGUGUCCCGCUGGUCUGGUUCUACACAACAAUUACUGCAUACAGCCAGAAAAGUGCCCCAAGAUCAUUCAUGGCAACCCCUCAUAAUGCUUGAACCGCUCACCUUCAAGAGGACACUUGUACCCACACACAUGCACUGCCACCUCUAAUAAUCUUCAAUCCUCUCAAGGACUCCACGAGCCUUCUGUUACUGUACACCCAGGCUGGAAAUGGAAAAACAUUCCAACAGAUGAACUUCCAUGACCUGUGGAUUUAACACAUUGACUGACAUGAAGUACUGCAUUUUAGUGUUUUUAUAAACAUUGUUAUGUUAUUUUAUGUAGCACUGAAUAUUUAUACUACACAAGAGUUUGUCAUUUUAAUUCCACAUGUUCAUUGAUAUCGUCCAAACCUGUUUCGUUUUACACAUUUAUGAGAUAUUGUCCACAGCCUUUAGAUUUGCUUAACAGUAUUAUUUAUUAUGUCUGACUGUACAUACAGUAAGCCACAUAAUCUCAGGUACUCUUUUCUUCGUCCUCCAUUGACACCAAUAAACAAAGGCUUCACUAA
Chelmon rostratus (copperband butterflyfish) is the source of this 7259-nucleotide messenger RNA. Its product is annotated as kielin cysteine rich BMP regulator. The transcript is spliced from 46 exons. Gene Ontology annotation, molecular function: protein binding. The record is from RefSeq and is a predicted model, not a curated record. Bases 414 to 6797 code for a protein of 2127 amino acids. NCBI's taxonomy places the organism in Eukaryota, Metazoa, Chordata, Actinopteri, Chaetodontiformes, Chaetodontidae.